Molecule: messenger RNA, 780 nt
Organism: Drosophila elegans
Lineage: Eukaryota; Metazoa; Arthropoda; Insecta; Diptera; Drosophilidae
Gene: Arc2
Product: activity-regulated cytoskeleton associated protein 2
Exons: 1
Coding region: 121-705 (194 amino acids)
Source: RefSeq, a predicted model, not a curated record
UACGCCAGUUGCUCUUCUACAAUCAAAUCGUUUGCUACAAAAUCAUUUCGAAGCGGGUAAAUUUCCGGUGUUUGUUUACUUUUCGUGGAACCAAAACAAACCCGUAAAUAAGGCGACAAAAUGACGCAGAUGUCCGACGAACAGUUUCGCAUACUCAUCGAAACCAUUCGAUCCCUGGCGCCGAUCAAAGACGAGGAGCCGCCAUCCAAGGGGAGCUUCAGCAACUGUACGGUCCGCUUCAGUGGCCAGCGGGAUCACGAUGCCGUGGACGAGUUCAUCAACGCGGUGGAGGCGUACAAGGAGGUGGAGGGCAUCAGCGACAAGGAUGCGUUGAAGGGGCUGCCCCUGCUGUUCAGCAAUAUAGCCGUGUACUGGUGGAAGGGUGUGCGCCGGGAUGCCAAGACCUGGCCGGAGGCCCUGCAACUGCUGCGGGACCACUUCUCGCCCACCAAACCCUCCUACCAGCUCUACAUGGAGAUCUUCGAGACGAAACAGGCCCACGACGAGGUGAUCGACUCCUUCGUCUGCAAGCAGCGAGCCCUGCUGGCCAAGUUGCCGGAGGGACGACACGACGAGGAGACGGAGCUGGACUUCAUCUACGGCCUGAUGCAGCCCAAGUACCGCGAGAGCAUUCCCCGGCACGAGAUCAAGACCUUCCGCGAACUACUCGACCGGGGGCGCACUGUGGAGCGCACCAAGCACUGAUGUCGGACAUAAGUUAGUUAGUUUUAUACUUAUAGGUAAAUAAAGAAGGGCUGAAAUCAAUUGAAUCUUACAAAA